Dermatophagoides pteronyssinus (European house dust mite) is the source of this 1549-nucleotide messenger RNA. It is a transcript of the gene Lis-1, whose product is annotated as LisH and WD40 domain-containing Lis-1. Gene Ontology annotation, cellular component: transcription factor TFIID complex. NCBI's taxonomy places the organism in Eukaryota, Metazoa, Arthropoda, Arachnida, Sarcoptiformes, Pyroglyphidae. Gene Ontology annotation, molecular function: protein binding; RNA polymerase II general transcription initiation factor activity. The record is from RefSeq and is a predicted model, not a curated record. Gene Ontology annotation, biological process: transcription initiation at RNA polymerase II promoter.
GAUUAUUAUUAUUGUUGUUGUUGUUGUUUGGAGUUGUGGGUGACAAACUACAAGAAAUUUUGUUUGUUUGUUUCAUCCAUUCAUCACAUUUUGUUUCCUGAAAUUUUUUUUUUAAUUUAAAUCAUCUUUUCAAUUUCGAAACACCUCAUCCUCAUCCUUAUCAUCAUUAAUAUUAAAAUCAUUUAUUUUCAAACAUGAUAAUGGUGUUAACACCUCGUCAAAAACAAGAAUUAGAAUAUGCAAUUGCCGAUUAUCUAGAAAAUAAUGGUUAUAAUGAUGCAUUCGAAGCAUUUAAAAAAGAUGCCAAUAUUCAAAAAGAUCCGGAUAAAGGACCAUCAGGAAUAUUGGAAAAGAAAUGGAUAUCGGUUGCAAGAUUAUCGAAAAAAGUCAAUGAAUUAGAAGAUAAAUGUCGUGAAUUAGAAAAAGAAUAUGUUAUUGGUGCACCAUUAAGAGAUAAACGUUCACCAACUGAAUGGAUACCAAGACCACCUGAACGUUGUACAUUGGAUGGCCAUACAGCACCAAUAACACGUGUAUUAUUUCAUCCAAUAUUUGUUUGUGUUGUAUCAGCAAGUGAAGAUGGUACAAUAAAAACAUGGGAUUAUGAAACCGGUACAUAUGAAAAAACAUUAAAAGGUCAUACAAAUGCCGUACAAGAUUUGGCAUUUUCACCUAAUGGCAAAUUACUUGCAUCAUGUUCGGCUGAUUUAAGUGUAAAAUUAUGGGAUUUUCAAAAUUAUAUCUGCAUUAAAACAUUAUAUGGACAUGAUCAUAAUGUAUCAUCAGUUACAUUUGUACCAUCGGGUGAUUAUGUAUUAAGUUGUUCACGUGAUAAAACAAUUAAAAUGUGGGAAAUAUCAACCGGUUAUUGUGUAAGCACAUUUACUGGACAUCGUGAAUGGGUUAAAAUGGUUCGUGUUAAUAAUGAUGGAUCAUUAAUGGCAACCUGUUCAAAAGAUCAUACGAUUAUUGUCUGGAAUUUGAUCAAUGCUAAUCAACAUAUGAAUAGUGGUGGUGGUGGUGGUAGUAAUAAUGAUAUUAAAAUUAUGUUACGUGAACAUGAUCAUACUGUUGAAUGUAUAUCAUGGGCACCUAAUACUGCCAAUAAAUCUAUAUCGGAAGCAUUCGAAGAGAAGAGAAAAGAAUUACAAGGUCCAUAUCUGGUUAGCGGUUCGCGUGAUAAUACAUUAAAAUUAUGGGAUAUUGGUACAGGUGUUUGUCUAUUCACAUUUAUUGGCCAUGAUAGCUGGGUACGUGAUGUUAGUUGGCAUCCAGCCGGUAAAUUUUUCAUUUCAGCAUCUGAUGAUAAAACGAUUCGUGUUUGGGAUGUUGUUAAUAAAAGGCUAACUAAAACACUUGAAUCACAUAAACAUUUUUGUUCAUGUAUAGAUUUUCAUCAACGUGCACCAUAUGUUGUAAGCGGUAGUGUCGAUCUAACGGUUAAAAUUUGGGAAUGUCGUUAAAUUAUUAUCUUUAUUAUUAUUAUUAUUAUUUGAAUCGAAAAAAAUAUAUAUAAAUGGACUGUUGUUGGAAAAUUAAUCCUGGAUUA